AUGGAGAUUUCAAUUUGGAAUGUGACCAAUAACACCAAUCCCUUCAUUCCGUCAUCGCUCGCAAUAACAAUGGAGGACAGUAGCUGGAUAGUCUCGAGUUCCUUCAUAAUUUUCACGAUGCAGACAGGUUUCGGAAUGUUGGAGUCAGGUUGCGUCUCCCUGAAGAACGAGGUCAACAUCAUGAUGAAGAAUGUCGUAGACAUAUCGUUGGGAGGCUUAACGUACUGGGCGUUCGGUUACGGGAUGAGUUUCGGGGUGGAUGCCCCGACGAAUCCGUUCAUAGGCACCAGUGGAUACCUCCUAGAUCCCCAGGUGUCGGAUGAACUCAUGGGACAGAUGUGCGCGGCAUUCCUGUUUCAGUUGAGUUUCGCGACCACCGCGACAACCAUCGUCAGUGGAGCCAUGGCCGAGCGAUGUAAUUUCAAGGCGUACUGUAUUUUUUCGUUCCUGAAUACUGUCGUGUACUGUGUGCCCGCCGGGUGGGUCUGGGGGGACCACGGGUUCCUGAAUCACUGGGGAGCUGUUGACAUCGCUGGAUCAGGAACUGUUCACUUAGUCGGUGGUGUCUCGGCUUUAGCCUGCGCUAUAAUGCUGGGCCCUAGACUAGGCAGGUACGACCACGGCUACGACGCCCUGCCACUGGGUAGCCCGGUCAACGCCAUCCUGGGUCUUUUUGUCCUGUGGUGGGGGUGGCUAGCCUUCAACAGUGGCUCAUCGUACGGGGUGACCGGGGAGAAGUGGAAGUACGCGGCAAGAGGGGCCGUUUCCACCAUGAUGGGCAGCAUGGGUGGAGGCCUAGUGGGCCUGGGGUUUAGUCUCGCCAACCCGAAAGGCAUCGACAUUCUCAGCCAGAUCAAUGGCAUCCUCGGUUCCCUGGUGGCCGUCACAGGGGGGUGCUUUCUCUUCAGGACCUGGGAGGCAGUAUUCGUGGGGAUGAUCGGGGGCUUCCUCACCUGCGUCAUGAUGCCACUGGUGGACAGGUUGAGGAUCGAUGAUCCUGUGGGAGCUUUUGCUACUCAUGGCAUUUCUGGGGCUUGGGGGAUCAUCUCCAUUGGCUUCUUCGCGGACGAUCCCCAGCCGCUGGACACGACCAGCGGUCGGAGUGGUCUCUUCAAGGGUGGGGGAUGGUAUCUCCUUGGAGUUCAGUGCAUUACUGUCAUCUGUUUGAGCACAUGGUCAUUCAUCACGUCCUUCAUUCUCCUCUGGUUUGUUAAUUUAAUCAUUCCCGUUCGAAUGCCUCAACACGAGGAGCUUCUUGGGGCUGAUCUAUUCGAGCAUCAGGUGAAGCACACGAAGAUUGGAGUUAGUAGAGCAUUGUCAGCUCUCAGACCGUUCACGAAGCACAGUAUGCUUCGGGAUUUGCCCUCAGUGGGACUCAACCCUGGCCACGAUUCCUAUUUAGAAAAAUACAUAAAAAGAAGAAGAUUGAAUAAAUUAUUAACAGCAAUGCACAUUAAAAUGAAGAAGAAAAAAAAUCCUGUAGACCUGAGAGGCAUUCGGACACCAGCAGAGAAUAUUAGUGUACUGCCUCCUAUGGCCUGGCAUAAUUAAAAAAAUUAUAACAAUAUUUUUUUUAAGAUUCCUCACUAAGCAUUAUAAAAUUGUUAAGAUAGACAGAUAAAAAAAUGAACAAAAGAAUUGAAUAAACAAUGCCAGUAAUUGACUCUUCACUUUGAAAUUUAUUAGAAAUGUACAAACAGACCCAAUGAAUUUGUCUUUCGCAUACAGGGUUACACGAUUAAAUGAUUCAAUCUUGUAUACAAAUAGUAAUACAAUUAUUUACCCACCUCAUUUUCGUUGCCAAAUUGACUGCUGAGGACAUAA
Diachasma alloeum is the source of this 1824-nucleotide messenger RNA. It is a transcript of the gene Amt, whose product is annotated as putative ammonium transporter 3. NCBI's taxonomy places the organism in Eukaryota, Metazoa, Arthropoda, Insecta, Hymenoptera, Braconidae. The record is from RefSeq and is a predicted model, not a curated record. Bases 1 to 1551 code for a protein of 516 amino acids. Gene Ontology annotation, cellular component: membrane. Gene Ontology annotation, biological process: ammonium transmembrane transport; ammonium homeostasis. Gene Ontology annotation, molecular function: ammonium channel activity. The transcript is spliced from 5 exons.